AAACAAUUGCGAUUGCAGCCAAUUACCUAAAUGUAUGUCCGCCCAUAUUUAACACGAGAUUUACAACUAAAUUUUAAAAAUCGGACAUCUUGAUCUAAGAACAUGAGCAACAUUAAGCGAUGUUGACAGACUUUCCCAGCGUCAUUUGCAUAAGCCCGACCAUAAAAGGGGCACCACAUUGGAUUGGCGAUCAGUUAGCAUCCAACUGAGCUGCGAAUUACAAACGGAAUUCACCAUGAAGUGGUUCAAUUUGUUUCUACUUUUCGGAGUUUUGGCUAUGAUCGGUAGCCUUGGCACCCUGACUGCCGCCGAGCCUGUGCCGGAGCCCAAGGGACGACCCCAUACAACUCGCCGGCCGAGGAACGAGAACGACGAGGAUCGCCGCUAGCAGCGCAAGCCCAUCAGCUGCAUCGAGCAGAAACCCGUUCGGGAUGCACAAACACACAAAAUUUUGGUCACGGUGAAAUGUUUCGGUCUGGAGACAAUGCAAUUUGUUGAAGUUUUAGUUUUGUAACAUCGCAAGUUCGAGUAAAAAUAUGCAAAUUAAACACGUUUGAAAUCAUUCGUUUAUUCGUUUAUAUUACCUGUAAUGCUAGAGUUAAAUUGGUCUGCUUAAAAAUAAACAUCUCAUAUUAUUGAUACAAUA
Messenger RNA from Drosophila navojoa, 646 nucleotides. RefSeq lists its product as uncharacterized. Lineage: Eukaryota; Metazoa; Arthropoda; Insecta; Diptera; Drosophilidae. The record is from RefSeq and is a predicted model, not a curated record.